Molecule: messenger RNA, 2149 nt
Organism: Pomacea canaliculata
Lineage: Eukaryota; Metazoa; Mollusca; Gastropoda; Architaenioglossa; Ampullariidae
Product: xaa-Pro dipeptidase-like
Exons: 16
Coding region: 1-1494 (497 amino acids)
Molecular function (GO): metalloaminopeptidase activity; manganese ion binding
Source: RefSeq, a predicted model, not a curated record
AUGGCAUCCGGAAGAGCUGAGCCAGCAUUCUGUAGGGGGGAGCACACCAUGAAGAUUUCCAUGGAUGUUUUUAAAGAAAACCGUAACAGGCUGUGUGAUCGACUGAGUAACAACCCUGAAGUACCAAGAGGAGCUAUUGUCCUUUUGCAAGGUGGAGAAUCAGAGACUAGGUACUGCUCAGAUCAUGAACCGCUCUUUCGCCAGGAAUCUUAUUUUCACUGGCUAUUUGGUGUUGAAGAACCAGACUUUUAUGGAGCUAUUGAAGUUGAUUCAAGAAAGACAAUUCUUUUUCCACCAAAGUUACCAGACUCAUAUGCUGUUUGGAUGGGCAGGCUGCUUUCUGCCGAGGAUUUCAGACACCGAUAUGAUGUCGACGAAGUUUAUUUUGCUGAUUCUAUUAAAGACAUUCUGACUGGCAGGACACCAUCUGUCCUCCUAACUUUGUAUGGAAAGAAUACUGACAGUGGCAAAUACAGCAAAGAGGCAGUUUUCCCAGGCAUUGGAAGUUUCAACCUGAACAACACAAUUCUUCAUCCAGAAAUUUCAGAAUGCCGCGUGUUCAAAUCAGACAAAGAACUGGAAAUUCUACGUUAUGUCAAUAAGAUCAGCAGUGACGCCCACAAAGCAGUGAUGGCUGGUGUGCAGCCUGGAAUGUAUGAGUAUCAAGCAGAGAGCAUCUUCAAAAACUAUUGCCAGUUCAUGGGUGGAAUGAGAGCCAUGUCAUACACUUGCAUUUGUGCCAGCGGAGAGAACGGAGCUGUGUUGCACUAUGGUCAUGCUGGUGCUCCCAACAGCAAACAGAUUCAAGAUGGAGACAUGUGCCUGUUUGACUUGGGGGGAGAGUAUUACUGUUAUGCCUCGGACAUCACCUGCUCUUUUCCAGCCAAUGGUAAGUUCACUCCUGAGCAGCGACAAGUGUACCAAGCUGUGUACGAUGCCAGCCGCGCAGUAUUGGCAGCAUGCAGAGCAGGUGUAAGCUGGAUGGACAUGCACAAACUGGCAGAAAAGGUAGAGCUGGAAGCACUAAAAACAAUGGGUCUAGUUCAAGGAAAUGUGGAUGCCAUGAUGGAAGCCCGGCUUGGUGCCGUCUUUAUGCCUCAUGGCCUUGGUCACUUCAUGGGAAUAGACACACAUGAUGUGGGAGGAUACCCAGAGGUCACUGAACGUCCAACAGAGGCUGGGCUGCGCUCACUGCGCACAGUUCGAAUUUUGCAGCCACGCAUGGUGAUCACUGUAGAGCCUGGCCUGUAUUUUAUUGACACACUUCUUGAUGCAGCUUUGCAAAAUCCUGUGCAAAGUCAGUUCCUUGUGCGAGAAGUGAUUGACCGUUUCCGUGGUGUGGGAGGAGUACGUAUCGAAGAUGACAUUGUUGUGAAUGAAGAGGGCAUUGAGUUGCUUACUUGCGUGCCACGCACAGUGGAGGAGAUUGAGAAAGUCAUGGCUGAUGCUAAAAAAUCCCAUGGAUCCUUACCACAGUUUACAUCAAAACAGUAAAUCUUUUGACCUGCUGAAGAGACUGAAAACAAACUGUUUAUAAAGACAGUUUACACAUUAUUCCUUCAGAUGUUCAGAAGCGCAGACAGGUUAUGUUUGAGGAGAACAAGACAACUUGUAGAGUUUGUUUUUAUUUUGAAGAGAUAUGCAGAUAUGUUUAUUUUUUUAUUUGCAUUUUAUUGCAUGUUCUUGGACAUUUAUAUGGACCAAUAAUUGUAUAAAAAGCCUUCAAUAUUUUAUGACAUCAAGAUGGUAUAUGAUUUCAAGAGAUUAUUUUAUAAAACUUUGUUGCUGAUUAUGAAACAUACUGAAAUGACACUGUUAUCUCAAUCUCUGAAACUUAAUAAUAUAUAUCUAAACAUUUUGUCUGGUGGAUUAUUUUGCAUAGAUUUAUUUUGAUAAUAAUUGCAGACUCUGUCCCAAAUAUUUUUUGCCCUUAAUAUGGAGUUAGCAGAUUUGUUAAUGUGUUUCUAAACUAUCUCUUUUUAUGGUUGCUGGUUAAUAUGACAGCCUUUCUGCCUUUCUGGUUAAUAUGACAGCCUUUAUGUUAACUACCAGAUUAUUCUCCAGCUUGCUGACUCAUGUUGGCAACUUAUUUGUGCUGAUGUGCUUUUGUGUUUCGACUUUUGUGGUAUAAACACAUUCAAAAACAAAA